Messenger RNA from Prorocentrum cordatum, 852 nucleotides. Lineage: Eukaryota; Dinophyceae; Prorocentrales; Prorocentraceae. The record is from the annotation of a GenBank genome assembly.
AUGUCGGAUCUCCGGGGCGGGGCCCACGGACUGGUCUUGCCUGCGGGGGCCACAGCGAGCAGCAGCAGCAGCGCGAGGGGGUUCCGCUCCGAGGCGGCGGCCUCGGUCUCGGAAGGGGGCUGUGGUUGCUGCGGGCGUCGCCAGGCGGCGCCCUUCUCGCAGGCCCGCUGCAUGUGUCCAGCGUGCAAAUCCUACCGCGGGCGGACGACGAGCUACUGCGCUUUGCUGUCACUCGGCGAGAGGACGCUUGCCCACAAAACGGCGACAACAGUGAGCAUCCCCCCGAUGAGGGCGGUGAGACCGCUCGACAGGAGUGUCCGCCUCACGGCAACACUCGCUGGCGAGUUGGUGGACGACUUGGCUGCCGCGUAUUCCCAGGGUUGGUUCCAGGAGCGGGUGCACACGUGUAAGCGCGAUUCGGGCUACGAGCACGCCAUAUUCCUGGCACGGUUGCCGGACCUGGCUCUCCAAGUGCAGGGGCCAGUGUUGCAGAAGUGGGGCUUCGAGCCCAGCAUGCACGGCGUCCGCGAGAUGGCGGCCGCCUUGCGCAGCCUCACGGACAGUGGGCCUGAGCUGCCCGCCUGGCUGAGGGAGAGGCAGGACCAGUGCCUCGAGCUGUUGCACUUCAGCAAGGCUCGAGGAAGACAAGCACAAUCUCUCGGAGACCCGCGCGGGUUCUGCGAAUCUGCGGUGAGACCCCCUGGCGGUGCCACCCCUAGCGCGUUCCGCUCGCCAGGGAGGUGGGCCCAGCGCCGAUCCAAAAAGUUCUCGCGGAGCUUCGAGUGGUCAUGUUCAUGUCGUGCCUCUCUCUAUUGUGGAGGAAGAGAAGGAGAAGUCCGACCGCAAGGCUAA